Molecule: messenger RNA, 641 nt
Organism: Mya arenaria
Lineage: Eukaryota; Metazoa; Mollusca; Bivalvia; Myida; Myidae
Product: perlucin-like protein
Exons: 5
Coding region: 195-446 (83 amino acids)
Source: RefSeq, a predicted model, not a curated record
CAGUUACCGGUAAAUGCGCUUGUCCAGACACGUGGAUAACCUAUCAUGAUGCAUGCUACCUCUUUGCGCAGAAUGAGAAGGCUACCUUCAUUGAAGCCGAGCAUCUUUGUGAACAACAUUCUGCCAGGCUAAUUGAGAUUGGUGAUGCCCACGAAAACAACUUUGUGUUGAGUGUUCUUGCAGACCAUAAAGACAUGUAUUGGUGGAUAGGACUUUCAGACAGAACAAUAGAGGGAGAGUGGCGAUGGCUGUCGAGUGAUGAUAUACCUUCUUAUACAUACUGGGACACUGCUGAUCAUCAGCCGGAAAACCACAACGCUCUUGAUCAGGAUUGCGCUUCUCUCCACAUCCCAAGCGGCUACAAAUGGCACGAUGACGUAUGUAGCGGUCAACACGCCGUCAUCUGUGAGAAACUAUCUGAGUCAGAGGUCAUUCCAAUCGGAUAGAAAAUAGUGUUGUAUCCGUGUACAUAGAAAGAGAGACAUUGCAUCGACGAAAAACUAUAAUGAAGCGCACUAAUAGUUCGCAGAAAGCUAUUUUCCAAACAAUGAAAACAUGUUCAAUGAUAAAUUUAUGUUACGCUGUCAAGAAUGUCAAAAAUGAUUACUGCUAUUUCUAGUUUACAAUAUAUAUAUUUUUGA